AUACUUUCUUCUAAAUUGAAAAUUAGGCACAUCGCAUUUUCGCGUUCAUCUUUUUCCCUUUACACUCAAUCUUUCCUUCAUUUUGGCACUCACACUCCUUCAAUAAAUUCCCCUUCUCUCUCCUCUCCUCACUCCCAGUGUAGCGCGCGGCAAAUUGCAGAGCACAGAAGCAGAUCGAGAGAAGCGUAUUAACAAUGGAGAUUUUCUAUAUUCUGCUGUUCGGAGCAAUGGCUGCAGUGGUGGCUGCAUUAGAGCUCAGCAAAACCAGCAAAGAUCGCAUCACUACCUCCUCUGCUUUCACUUCUUUCAAGAAUAAUUACUUGCUCGUCUACUCUCUUAUGAUGGCUGGGGAUUGGCUACAAGGGCCAUAUGUGUACUAUCUUUACACUACCUAUGGUUUUGGCAAGGGAGAGAUUGGGCAGCUUUUUAUUGCCGGAUUUGGAUCCUCCAUGUUGUUCGGGACGAUUGUCGGGUCCCUUGCUGAUAAGCAGGGACGUAAGAGGGCAUGUGUUACUUACUGUAUUACUUACAUCUUGAGCUGCAUGACCAAGCAUUCCCCUCAAUACAAAAUUCUGAUGGUUGGUCGAAUUUUGGGAGGCAUUGCCACUUCCCUUCUGUUUUCGGCUUUUGAGUCGUGGCUUGUUGCAGAACACAAUAAGAAAGGAUUUGAACAGCAGUGGCUUUCUGUGACUUUCUCCAAAGCCAUUUUCUUUGGCAAUGGCCUGGUUGCCAUUUUGUCUGGAUUAUUGGGGAAUUUUCUUGUUGAUACUUUUGGGCUUGGUGCUGUUGCUCCAUUUGAUGCAGCAUCCUGCUUCCUUAUUAUUGGUAUGAUAAUCAUAUUGACUUCGUGGGGUGAAAACUUUGGGGAUUCUUCAGAAAAUAAAGAUUUGCUCACCCAGUUCAAGGGUGCUGCCGUUGCUAUUGCUUCUGAUGAGAAAAUUGCAUUGCUGGGUGCCAUACAGUCCUUGUUUGAAGGUUCCAUGUAUACAUUUGUGUUUCUGUGGACUCCUGCAUUGAGUCCAAAUGACGAAGAGAUUCCUCAUGGUUUCAUUUUUGCAACGUUCAUGUUGGCCUCAAUGUUGGGAAGUUCAAUUGCAUCACGAUUGCUGGCCCGUUCUGCCAAAGUUGAGAGCUAUAUGCAGAUUGUCUUCACCAUCUCUUCUGCCUCACUCAUGCUCCCAAUUGUGACCAGUUUCCUUGUAGCGCCAUCCAAGGUAAAAGGCGAAGGUAUGUCAUUUGGCGGGUAUAUCCAGGUCCUUGGUUUCUGCGUAUUUGAGGCUUGUGUCGGGAUCUUCUGGCCAUCAAUCAUGAAAAUGAGGUCACAAUACAUUCCCGAAGAGGCACGUAGCACAAUCAUGAACUUCUUCCGCAUACCUCUAAAUAUCUUCGUCUGCAUCGUGCUGUACAACGUUGAGGCCUUCCCCAUAACAGUGAUGUUCGGCAUGUGUUCCAUUUUCCUCUUCGUGGCAUCCAUAUUGCAGAGGCGGCUUUUGGUCAUUGCUGAAAGUCAAAAACCAAAACCACAAGAUUGGACAGCAAUGAAGGAGAGAGAUCCUGAAGACGAACCACUAAAUGCCUGAUUAACAAGCUAAUUUAUGAAAUUUGGGCACAUUUCACUGCAAAUGAUUCUAUUCAUGGUCUACUUACUUCUGUUAAGAAUAAGAUUACUUCAUACGGAAUAUUUCUUCAAAGAUGAUUACGGGGUGGCAAUUUGUUGACGGUGGUCAUGGUUCCUUACACUACCGACAAGGUUUGGAUUCUUUCUGUCGCUGCUGCAUUUUCUGCUAUUAGUGCUGCGACUCUGUCAGAGGUUUAGCUGAGGAUCUGCUCUUAUUUUUUAUUAAAUCAUUGAGCAUGAGUAGGAUGAAGUUUCAGGUAGUAGUUUUCCGGUUCCUGUUAUAUUUUCCGUAAUAUUUUUCCCGAGCUGUAAAGUGUACUUUGUAGCUGUGAUUUAUAAACUAGCUGCUUAUGGCUUA
This is a messenger RNA of Spinacia oleracea (spinach), 1976 nucleotides long. RefSeq lists its product as uncharacterized. Gene Ontology annotation, molecular function: molybdate ion transmembrane transporter activity. The transcript is spliced from 8 exons. NCBI's taxonomy places the organism in Eukaryota, Viridiplantae, Streptophyta, Magnoliopsida, Caryophyllales, Amaranthaceae. The record is from RefSeq and is a predicted model, not a curated record. The coding region runs from base 195 to 1580 and encodes 461 amino acids. Gene Ontology annotation, biological process: molybdate ion transport. Gene Ontology annotation, cellular component: membrane.